Molecule: messenger RNA, 5526 nt
Organism: Ooceraea biroi (clonal raider ant)
Lineage: Eukaryota; Metazoa; Arthropoda; Insecta; Hymenoptera; Formicidae
Biological process (GO): zinc ion transmembrane transport
Cellular component (GO): plasma membrane
Molecular function (GO): zinc ion transmembrane transporter activity
Source: RefSeq, a predicted model, not a curated record
AUGUUUUUAUCUUAAAGUAUAUAAACUUCAUAUUCUUUGAUAAUUAUUGGGAAAAACCAGUAGCAAAUGAUUAAAAACAAAUGCUCGGCCCUCUAUUGUGCGUUGGAAUUAACUCGUUCUUCGAACGCAAGUAAAAUGAUAAAUUUUAAUAGAUAAUAUUAUGCUAUAUUUCGUUAAUUUUUUGGUUUCUUAAUGAACUUGAGCUUUCCUGAAAUUUAUUAGUAAAGUAAAAAAAUUAAAAGUAAUGAUACGGUGAAAAGAAUGAGAUUAUUAAACAUAAAUUUAAAUAUGCAAAUACGAGUAACACAAAACUGAAAAUAACAUUAACAUUCGAUCAACAAACAAUGUCAAUUUUGAGCAAAUUAAACUGUGGAUCUAGGUAAUCUUUGCACUUUAGGAAUCGUUUCAUAUUUGCAUCCGGGGUCGAAAGUCAUCGAGACGACCAGUGCUUAUCGAUUGUUAGUGGACAAUUAAUCUCUAGUCAACAGUCACUUAUCGCAGCGUAGUCACGGUAUAUGAGUGGUUUUAAUCUGAAAUGUCGAAAAGCGAUACGCAUCUUUUAAAUGUGACGAGAGUAGUAAAAAGUUCCUAUUUAUGAGAGGUCAACGGGAUUUGCAAGGAGGGAAAAGAGAAUGGUGGCACGAAACGCAAAGGACAUCCUGCCGAUGAUUCAUGCGACACGCUUCCCGCUACGUUGGUUCUUGCUCUCUCGUGAAAAAUUCUCUCGUCGACAGGCUUGACGAUCAGAAAAUAAUCAAUAUGAAAAACCACUUUGCUGCCGUUCAUGUGUGAGUCAUCUGAGAAGUUUUUUUCUUUUCUUUUUCUUUUCUUUCAAGCAUGACUCGCACGCGGGUGUGCUUCAUGGUUGCUCGCGCGACAAUUAUCGUCGACGGUCGCAAGAAGGAGAGAAAAAAAUGGAAACUAUAUCGCGAAAGUGAAUGGCACGGCAUGAAUCGCGAUUAUUUUGUUAUCGGCGUAAUUGACGAUUGCUGCUCGAACACUGCUCGCCUGACGCCGUCGAUUCCGAUCUCACGACUGUAUUUCAUGGCUCUUUGAGCUUUAUUACCACUACGGCUUCAACGACGUUCAUGUCAUGUUCAAUAGAGCGUCCGAAACGCGGCGUAUCCUUUCGCUUUUCGCGCGAAAAGGGUGAAAGUACCACGGGGCCGGCGAAUAAUCACGCCGAGAGGCGUGAUCAUGCCGGUGGCCCACAUUGCAAAAUUCAUGCCUUUGCUUUGAAAGCGACGAGUGCAGAGAACUAGGCUUUACUUUUACAUUUUCUCAUCCGUGUCACGCGAUCUUGCACGUUAAAUUGAUUUAAUCGUUAGAAAUUCAUACGUAUAGCGCCGAAUUGGACAUUGAUCCGCGGCGUGAUCGGGUCUCGACGUGCCAAAAAUUUACAACUUUCUUCUUUCAUUUCGUUGCUUGUCCUUCACGUCAGUUGUAUUAGCAUCACUUUGGAAUUGAUUUCCCGUCUGAAGUUUAAUAUGCGUGCAAAUAUUAUUUCCGACACGGUGGGUGUAAAUGUGAAUUGGCUACGUGUGCACGCGUGCCCCUGCACGCACACGUACGUCCCGGGCAUCAUUGACGACCUCCCUCAUUCACGCAUGCCACGUAUGUACAUGUACACGCGCUUACGCACGAACGCGUCCAUCGCCCGCAUGCAAGAGAGAAAACAUGUAAUGCUUUGCUCUUUGUUGAACAUAGAAGCAGUGAUGUAAUCGAUGUUCAGGAUACCCCAUCCCGUAAGGGAUGAAAGGACAGACGGUUGAAGGGAAUAUUCACCCUCCAUUGUAAACAAUUUUCAUGAUUUAACAGCAACAUUGUCGAGUUUAAUAUAUCGCCUUUUAUCUAUCGAUGUUUCUGAAAAUAGCAUCGAAAAAGAUUGUUUUUAUUUUAAAAAUUAUUAAAUUAUUAAAAUUGUCAAAGAAAAUAAGAACUCAUACUUAUAGACAUUUUAUUAGUCUGCCGUGGUUUGUAGACCGUAAAUGACUGGCUCAACGACGUGCACCUGAUACAUUCGAUAUCCUUCAUUUAUCUCGUUUUUAUCUCCCCUUUUAUUAUAUUUUUCACUGCUCUACUAUUUAUUUUAUUUUAUUACUUUCUCUCUUCAUCUCUUGAUUAUUACUCCUCCUAUCUGUGGGUUUCUCUCCUCGCCCCUGUCUUUUUCCUUCUAACUUUCAUUUUUCCUCCAGUUUUUCCCCCGACCUCGCGUGCACUGCGACGAAGAGGAGCCUCUUACGUCCCCGCCAAAGCGGAAGGUCCAUCAGUUUACGUUACUGCGCGAGAAAUGAUCAGUCGCGGUGCAGGUAUCAGAGAGAGUACGUACGCUGGCGGAUGGUCAUUGGAGAAGGAUAAACGUUGCGAUCGCGGGAGUGGGCAGGAAACGCUUCAGCUCGGACUAUGUAAGACGGCGAGGCGGCGGCCGUGGGGUCCGAUCGAGCCGAGUUCCCAUCGAGACCGUAGCAGUAGUAUCCGAUCAGUCGCCGCUGCGCGUGGUGCUUUUAUGUCUUUGGCGUUGUUCGCUUCGCGGCUCGGGUAGUGCAACAAUUUGGCGGUGGGCAAGACUCGCGCCAUCGCAUUAACCGGUUUCCGUGGCGAGCUGCGUUUCAUCUCGAGCGUCUGUGCCCGCCGCGAGGAGGUACGGACAAUCGUCCGGAUCAUCCAUAGAUCAGAGAACGGACCAUCUGGCUAAAAGGAGAUGAGAUGAGUCUCGUUAUUGAUGAAAGUACGCGAAAGAGAGAAGUGGUGAAGUGGUGAACGAAAUUGGCGACUGAAGUUGGCGAAUCUCGUGCAGAUUUUAUUACUUGCGACGUAGGUUCGGUCGUCGGAAGAUGUGCGACUCUUUCGGUACCAGCGUGGCGCGAUUGUGAGAUCCUCGGGGAAGAAAGAGGGAAACCUAAGUUACAUUCUUCUUUUUGAUUUUCUGCGAGAGAGUUUUUUUUAUAUUGUUAUCAAUACCUUGGAUGUGCAAAAUGGAGGAUACAACGACGUCUAGUAUUCUCCUUAUGUCAAAAAUCGGUGCUAUGAUCGGUCUCGGCUUCGGUUCCCUAGCACUGGGAACCCUACCGUUGGUGGUGGGUCGUUAUAGGACCAAGAAGCGACUUCAGAAACGUCGCCAAGCGAUCUCCUCCAAUCACUCCAGCACUUCCACUUCCACUUCAGCGUCCAACGCAUCUUCGUCGAGUGUUGAUUUGAUUCCCGCGGGGAGCAAGCAAGGUCUCCUUACGUCGCUGUUACUUUGUUUCGGCGGUGGAGUGCUCUUAUUCACGACGUUCCUGCAUUUGGCGCCAGAAGUGCGCGCCAGCGUUGAGAGACACCAAUCCAACGGUCAGUUGCCAACUCUGGGCACCCUCGGUCUGGCCGAGCUGCUCUUCUGCAGCGGCUUCUUCCUCGUGUACCUGGUUGAGGAGGCGGUGCACGCUGCACUUACUGGCAAGCCCGAAUCCUCAGAGGCGCUGCUCUACCGAACCGUGUCCGUCCGUAGAUGCAACAAUAGUCAAACGGGACCAUCGGUGAUGUCGAGUGGUUCGACCACCACCGUGUCCACGACGACCCGAUCCAUAUGGAAGGACACCGACGAUCUCGAGGAUAACGAAAAUCGGGCGGAUUUGGAGCGGCCGCGAAUCCAGCCUAAUAAUCUGCACAAUCAAGUGAGCAAGGAUGACAAGGUCCUGCCAGCUAUAUUCGUUCUUUCGUCACCUACUGUGCUGUCGAACGAAGGACGCCAGGUUGUCGAGAGGCGUUCUGAUCCGGAACUGGCGGUGCCGGAAUUGAGUUACUCGCCGGUCAAGCAUCAUCACGACCAUCACAGUCAUCUUCACCACCAUCAUCAACACGGAGUGUUGGCACAAAACACCUCCGUGCAAGGAUUGCUGACCGUGCUGGCAUUGUCCUUCCAUGCGAUAUUUGAAGGCUUGGCGGUGGGCUUGGAACCAUCUAUCAGCUCGGUGAUGUACCUAGCGGCUGCCAUUGCGACGCACAAGUUGGUGAUCUCGUUCUGCGUCGGGAUGGAGCUCUACGUGGCUGGUGCAUCAACGAAGACUACUCUUGGAUACCUGUCGAUAUUCUCCAUGGUAACGCCGAUCGGGAUCGCUGUAGGACUCGCCCUAAGUCACUUCAAGAACGACAGCGAGAAUCUUGGGCCUACACCGACUAUACUACAAGGCAUGGCGGCCGGCACCCUGCUUUAUGUAGUGUUCUUCGAAGUGUUGGCGCGAGAGAGAGCGAACGAGAAGAGCGGCCUGCUACAACUUGUCGCGAUCCUCGUCGGCUUCAUGCUGAUGUUGGGCCUGCAGAUCGCCACCGCCCAUUCGCACUCGCACGGCCACUCGCACGGAGGCGAUGGUCAUGAUCACGACCACGACCACGAUCACGACCACGAUCACGACCACGACCACGACCACGACGACCACAAGCACGACAUCGUCGCGGGCGCGAUCGACAAAGUGACCGACAGCAUUGCCGAGGCUCUUACCAACGCCUUCACGUCCACGACAUCGUCGACGAUACAGUCGAAGGACGUGAACGAGACCAGUCCGUUGCGUCACAGUUAGGGAUCAACUUUGGGAUCCGCAAGUUCAAAACUACGCGAUUGGAUCCACUUCAACGAAGAGUUCAGCAGCAAAACCCUCACCAAACCUCGAAGAUCUCAGGAUCGUGAUAGUGCCUUUACUAAAACGAUUCUUCUUGUUCAUUUUGAUCAUUUGGCGAAACGGAAAGCGAGAUAACGAUAAAGAGAAUAUGGAUAUGACCUGAUGGAUUUAUGUGCAUGGAUUUACAUAUUGAUCAGAUCAAUGGACUCGAAAUGGUGUUUUUAUGCUGCUCCGAUCGGAAACAGCAUUGUUGGCAAAGAAAUGUUAUGGAUUUCUCACAAUCCUACUACUAACAGUUGCUCGAAGUUGUGACCAAAAAGGACUUUCUCGCGUAAACGUAUUUUUAUUCUGAAAUAGUGUUUAGCGAAGCGCAUUAUUUUUUUUAAACACGCAGUAAGUAAAUCAGUCUAGUUGUAUGAUUAUUUAAGUGCCUUCGAGACCUAGAUACUAGAAGUAUCAAAGAUAUUUAUUAAUAAUACCGAAAGAGACAUUCUAGCAUUUAAACAGCUUUUCGCGUAACAUAAAAAAAAGAACAAGCCCUAGAUUUAUCAUGAGAUCCGAUCCAUUAAUUUCUUAUUUAUUCAAUGGAUCAGAACAUGUCGCAUCCAUGUAAUUUUGUAAUAAAUCAUCAUGGCAUCUUUUUAUUACGAGCGUUGCAUUUUCUGCUUUUGUGCAGUGAAACGAAACCAAAUGGGACAUACAUCGAUCGAUCCCUCGUGUCCUGUGAUUUUUCAAAAUACUCGUCUUUCUCCCUCGUAUUUUUAUAGAAAAAUGUCUAACUUAACAAAAUUCUUAUUAUUUUUUUAUAUCAAAAGAGUAAAAGAACCAAAUUAUUUUUUUAAUUAGUGAGAUGUAUGUGUGUUUGUAUUUACGCCUGGAAUAAAUUAUGCGUUAAUUAUGAACUGAUUAUAACGAAUAAAUUGUGAGCUGU